CUCACACACAGGCAUCAUAAAAAGCAAGAAGGCUGGCAACCUUCUCUCUCUGGACUCCCUCACCGCCUGACUGCGUGAUAAUAACACCACAGCCUCUCCUCCUUUACCCGCACUCUCUCUCUUUGCAUCCGAAGCGAGUUUUUCUGACGAAUCCCGGUCGGACGACGCAUCAUAUAUUUUAUCAGAGGAUCAGCCCUGUGCCUUUAUUUAUUCUCCGUUCGAGAAGGGGAGCGAACAUUUGGCAACAUUUAUGAGGACUAAAGGCAGCCGCCGCGUACGGAGCAUCAUGAGAACACUCCUGCUACCAACAAGGGUGGACCUGGCAUGGACCCCUGUGUCUAAAUGAAGUGGUUCCGCCAUGCAAUGUUCCUGGAAGGCAGUGAUCCUGCUGGCCUUGGCCUCCAUCGCCAUCCAGUACACGGCCAUCCGUACACUCACUUCCAAACCUUUCCAGUUGUGCACAUUGCCCAGUCCGCAGAACUGCGGUCUGGGUGAUCAAGAGACGGAAUCUCCCUUUGAGCGGGGGUCAGCAGGAUGUGAUGACUACCCUUAUUUUUACGUUAAUGCAACCCGUAAAACACACAUCCUGGUUUUGGCCACCACUCGUAGCGGCUCCUCUUUUGUCGGCCAGCUUCUUAACCAACAUCAAGAGGUUUUCUACCUGUUUGAGCCUCUUUAUCACGUCCAGACAGCACUGAUCCCCCGCCUGUCCCACAGCCACAACACCGCGGACCGCCGUGUGAUGCUGGGCGCUAGUCGAGACCUCUUGCGAAGCUUGUAUGGCUGCGACCUCUAUUUCCUUGAGAGCUACAUCAAACCAACACCGACAAACCACACCACGGACAAACUGUUUCGCCGUGGCGCGAGCCGAGCAUUGUGCCAGCAACCUGUAUGCGAUGCCUUCGGCCCCGCCGAUGUGAAUGUGGACGAAGGGGAUUGUGUUAAGAAAUGUGCGCUGCUUAACAUGACCGCGGCCACUGAGGCCUGCCGGGAGAAACAACAUGUGGCCAUCAAGAUUGUCCGCGUACCAGAGAUUGGGGAUCUACGCGCCUUGUUGGAGGAUCCACGACUGAAUAUCAAAGUGAUCCAACUUGUCAGAGACCCUCGUGGCAUCCUAUCAUCCCGAAUUGAGACCUUCAGAGAUACAUACAGACUGUGGCGUAUCUGGAGGGCCACCGGGCGAAAGCCGUAUAAUCUUGACUUAAGUCAGCUCACUGUUGUCUGUGAAGACUACCGAAACUCUGUUUCAAUGGGUCUGAGCCAUCCAUAUUGGCUGAAGGGAAAAUAUAUGUUGGUUCGCUAUGAGGAUUUAGCAAAAAAUCCACUCCAAAAGACAAAAGAGAUCUACGACUAUCUGGGGCUGCCAAUGGAUAAAAACGUGGAGGACUGGAUACAAGCAAACACUCGAGGCAGCAAUGAGCCAUCAGCAAAACACAAGUUUGGUACGAUACGGGACUCGGCAGCUAAUGCAGAGAGUUGGCGCUUGAAACUGUCCUAUGACAUGGUAGAAUACACACAGACUGUGUGUCAAAAGGUUCUCCAUCAACUGGGAUACAAAGCUGUGAGGUCAGUUGAGGAACUGAAAAACAUGACUCUCUCUCUGGUGCAGGACAAAACCUUUGCACCUUUUUUGUAACAAAGAUAGUUCUCUACCGACUAUUUUUGAUAUAUUUAUAUGAUUGUUGCCUUAUUUCAUUGGUUUUUCUUUCAUUUUGACUCUUCAAAUUUGCACUAAAUGAGAAUCUGAAUGCACGAAGGGACCUGUGGAUGAUCCCCAAAUGUUACGAACAGCACACAGUGAAACACAAAGUAAUCAAACAAGCUAGUUUACAAAAUAUGUCAUUGAUGUUUUCCCAUGAAGCGACCAGGACAUCGUCUUUAUUCAUUAUGUGUAUGCAAGUAGUUCCUUCAUCAAAAGUUGUUGCCCUUCAAAAAUGUCGGUUGGUAAUUGGAAUGGGUCAUGUUUCUUUUACUAGGAAUGAUAAAAAUGUGCAAUAAACAGUGAAUGUUGCA
Doryrhamphus excisus (bluestripe pipefish) is the source of this 2013-nucleotide messenger RNA. RefSeq names its product carbohydrate (keratan sulfate Gal-6) sulfotransferase 1 (gene chst1). Gene Ontology annotation, cellular component: Golgi membrane. Gene Ontology annotation, molecular function: N-acetylglucosamine 6-O-sulfotransferase activity; keratan sulfotransferase activity. Lineage: Eukaryota; Metazoa; Chordata; Actinopteri; Syngnathiformes; Syngnathidae. Gene Ontology annotation, biological process: keratan sulfate proteoglycan metabolic process; N-acetylglucosamine metabolic process; carbohydrate metabolic process. The record is from RefSeq and is a predicted model, not a curated record.